Molecule: messenger RNA, 942 nt
Organism: Priapulus caudatus
Lineage: Eukaryota; Metazoa; Priapulida; Priapulimorpha; Priapulimorphida; Priapulidae
Product: zinc finger HIT domain-containing protein 3-like
Exons: 1
Coding region: 23-481 (152 amino acids)
Biological process (GO): box C/D snoRNP assembly; maturation of LSU-rRNA from tricistronic rRNA transcript (SSU-rRNA, 5.8S rRNA, LSU-rRNA); snoRNA localization
Cellular component (GO): nucleus; pre-snoRNP complex
Molecular function (GO): protein binding
Source: RefSeq, a predicted model, not a curated record
CACCAUCGGCGCCGCGCGCUCGAUGUCUGCUGGAUCAAAGUGCCAGGUCUGCAGUGCACAGCGGCAGCGCUACCGGUGUCCCACCUGUCGAAUCCCCUACUGCUCCGUCGCGUGCUUCAAGGUGCACAAGGAGAAUCGUUGCGAGGCGAAGGAGGAGGUCGCGAGGACGGCGCCGCGCGGAGGAGGAGGAGACGUGCGAGUCGAGGACGCGAUCGGAGAGAGCGGCGACAGGGUCGCGUCGGAGACGCUCGAUUGGCUGCGGUCGAGCGAGGAGGUCAAGGAUCUGCUGAGCAAUCCUCACCUGAGAGCGAUCAUUAGGGAGCUGAACGCGAGCGCGUCCGUGCCGCAGUUCAUCGACAAGUGCAUGCGAGAGCCGAUCUUCACGGAAUUUGCCAACGCGUGCCUGCGCUCGGUGCGAGAGGGACCGGCGGGCGUGCCAGAGGCCGCGGACGCCAUCUCUGACGAAGACGACACGAACUGAACGUUCCCGUCCGGUUUGGCGGUAUUAAUGAUUGCAAAGCUGAUGUCGCAUACGUUGUAGAGCAUUUCAAAGGUGAUAUUACGUACGUUAUAAAGCAUUGCAUAGGUUAUGUAUUGAACAUUGUGAAUCAUUGCGAAGCUGAUGUUGCAUACAUUAUAAAGCAUUGCAAGGGUAAUGUUGCGUACAUUGUAAAUCAUUUCAAAGGUGAUAUUGCAUACAUUAUUACACAUUGAAACGUUGAUAUAUUGUGUACAUUGUAAAGCUUCAAAAGGUGAUAUUGUGUAUAUUCUAAAGCAUUCCAAAGGUGAUAUCAGACACGUUCUAAAGCGUCAGGGGUGAUAUUGCGUACAUAGCAAUUCAUUAUCAAGGUGAUAUCGUGUGUAUUGUUAUGCUUAUUGUUCUGCAAUUUUAAAACAUUGUCAGCGUGAUAUUGCAUACAUUGUUAAGCAUUGUCAGUGUGA